Annulohypoxylon truncatum is the source of this 1272-nucleotide messenger RNA. RefSeq lists its product as uncharacterized. Bases 194 to 952 code for a protein of 252 amino acids. Gene Ontology annotation, cellular component: nuclear exosome (RNase complex); nucleolus; cytoplasmic exosome (RNase complex). Gene Ontology annotation, biological process: U4 snRNA 3'-end processing; nuclear mRNA surveillance; poly(A)-dependent snoRNA 3'-end processing. Lineage: Eukaryota; Fungi; Ascomycota; Sordariomycetes; Xylariales; Hypoxylaceae. The record is from RefSeq and is a predicted model, not a curated record. The transcript is spliced from 3 exons.
GGCGGAAGCAGCAAGGCACCGAUACAGAAAGGUGGAGCUGAGAUACCCCGACUUGUACGACACAUCGGCCCACCUUACCCAGGUUGAUACCCGAUUGAGAAAAAUCGUCAUCUAACCUUUUGAUUUCCGUGACUUCUGAAUAUCGAACGCAUGCACCAUUAUCACCAGCAAAACCACCACAAUUCCUAGAAAAAUGACGGUCAAUACUGAGCCAGAAGCUUUGUUGUCUCAUCUUCAAAACGCCGACGGUUCCGCUACCUUCUCCUAUGCCGGGUAUACUGUGGUUGGGGCUGUAAAUGGGCCGAUCGAAGUGCAGAGACGUGAUGAACUCCCAGAGGAAGCAGCCGUCGACGUGAUCGUACGACCAGCUGCAGGGGUUGGAGGAACAAGAGAAAGACACCUGGAGUCAUUAAUCCAGUCGACUUUGCGCCAGAUCAUCCUCGUCAACAACUUCCCCAGGACCCUCAUCCAAGUUAUCCUACAGGUCACCACCGUCCCGGAGAACGAAUAUGUAAACACCAAAGUCGUGCAGGCUAGCUCGAACCUGCCUAUUCUACCUGUUCUGUUGCAGACGGCGGUACUAGCUCUACUUUCCGCUGCUCUUCCGCUGACAGCGACGUUGACAUCGACAUCCUUGGCUAUCAUUGCGGACGGCCCGUCGAAGAAAGUCGUCAUAAACCCUUCGCCGCGAGAGAUCCAAACAGCGGAGUCGUUCCACGUUUUCUCGUUUACCUCGCACGAUGAACUAAUCCUGGUGGAGAGCGAAGGGAACUUUACGAUAAAAGAAUGGGAUGAUGCUUUUGUCGCUGCGCAGCGACAAUGUUGCCAACCAGCUGCCGCGGGCGAUGGUGACAUUCUCAUGGAUGAUGGCAACCGUGCUGGCGUAGACUUGAAGCAGUUCACACGAUCUACGCUCGAGGAGAAAAUAGCUUCGGACCUGCAUUGGAAGUGAACGACGCUUCUUCUGGUCUUAAACAGUGCAUCGUGGGCCAACACGUCUCACGGAACGUAUUCUAGGAAUGUGACUGGCUGGAGUCAGCGCAGUGGAUGCACCAGACCGCCGGUUCGGAGCAUGCCACGUUGGGUGUUAGAUCCGUGUUGACAUGUUUGAUGCUCCCGAACGGAUAUGUUGCUCCUAAGAGAACAUUGAGGAUCUUCUACCAGGAAUGGUGGAUCAUCGGGUCAGGUUGAUAGGGCCGCUCUGUUUACACUGCAUGGCAAUAUGUUGAUCGGAUGAGCCUUUGGUGGACGAGCGGGAAAUGCGGCAACUCU